This is a messenger RNA of Emiliania huxleyi CCMP1516, 924 nucleotides long. RefSeq lists its product as hypothetical. Lineage: Eukaryota; Haptophyta; Isochrysidales; Noelaerhabdaceae. The coding region runs from base 1 to 924 and encodes 307 amino acids. Gene Ontology annotation, biological process: mitochondrial translational elongation. The transcript has 2 exons. The record is from RefSeq and is a predicted model, not a curated record. Gene Ontology annotation, cellular component: mitochondrial matrix. Gene Ontology annotation, molecular function: protein binding; translation elongation factor activity.
AUGGCGGCAGGCUACACCACCGAUCAGGUGAAGCUGAUGCGCGAGCGCACCUCGGCGCCCAUGAAGGAGUGCGUCAAGGCGCUCAAGGCGACGAGCGGCGACCUCGACGAGGCCAUCGCGUGGCUGCGCAAGGCUGGUGUGGCGAGCGCGCACAAGAAGGCGGACCGGCAGGCCAGCGACGGCGCUGUAGUGCUUGCCGCCGACGCGGCUGGCGUCGCCUGCGUGGAGGUCAACACAGAGACGGACUUUGUUGCUCGCAACACUGAUCUCGCGGCGGCGGUCGCUCGCUCCUGCCUCGCCAUGCCCGCCUCCUCGGCUGGCGCCGGCGCCGGUGCGUGCGAUGUGGACGUCGCACAGCUCGGCGCGGCGCCUCUGGCCUCGGGGGAGGAGAACGCGCCCGCCGUCGCCGACGCGCUCGCCCUCGCGAUGACCCAACUUGGCGAAAAUAUCGUCGUGCGCAGAGCUUGCGUACUGCCCGCCCCGGAGGAGGGCGUGGUCGCAUCGUAUGUGCACAACGCGUACAGCGCGGGUGUCGGCCGGACGGCGGCGGCGGUGAGCCUGGUGUCGGCCGCGGCGGACCGCGACGCGCUGCGUUCGCUGGGAGAGCAGCUGGCGAUGCACAUCGUCGCCAGCCCGCCGCUCGCCGUCUCUCGCGACGAAGUGCCUGCGGAGCGGAUAGCCCGCGAGCGCGAGAUCCUGCUCGCGCAGGCGGAGGAGAGCGGCAAGCCGGCCGACGUCGUCGAAAAGAUGGUCGAGGGGCGGCUCAACAAGUACUUCAAGGAGGUGGCGCUCCUGGAGCAGGCCUUCGUCGUAGACGAGAAGGGCGCGCCGGUCAAGAAGGCGCUCGAGGCAGCUGGCAAGCGGCUCGGUGCGCCUGUCGAGUGCACCGGGUUCGUGCGCUUCGCGGUGGGGGAGGGCGCGUGA